AUGUCUCUUAAAUAUCAUCUAGUCUCAUUUUUUUUUCUUUCUUUCAGUAAGGAUAUUUCAAAACUCCUUGGACCUGCCCAGUACAUUAUGUCAGUAGUAAAUGACACCGAAUUCAGCUCUGCAGUGUUCCUUCUCACCGGGAUACCUGGGCAGGAAGACGUCCAUCUCUGGAUCUCUAUCCCCUUCUGCUUAGUGUAUAUUAUUUCAAUAGUAGGAAAUUCAGUCAUUCUGUUCAUUAUAAAAACAGAUCCAAGCCUCCAUGAGCCCAUGUACAUUUUCCUUUCCAUGUUGGCCGUCACAGACCUUGCCUUAUCGAUAUCCACCAUGCCUACAACACUGGGUAUAUUCUUGUUUAACUCUAGGGAGAUCAGUCUGGAUGCUUGUUUUGCCCAGUUGUUCUUCAUUCACUCACUUUCAUUCAUUGAAUCAUCGGUACUCCUGUUGAUGGCCUUUGAUCGAUUCGUUGCUAUCUGUAACCCACUGAGAUAUGCUUCUAUCUUAACCCUGCCGAGAAUUGGAAAGAUGGGACUGGUGUUUGUGCUAAGAGGGGUGGCUGUAAUAUUACCGCUCCCCUUUCUUCUUAAACGGUUCCGAUAUUGUCGAGCCAAUGUCCUCUCCCAUUGCUACUGCCUGCACCAAGAGGUCAUGAAGCUGGCUUGUUCGGAUAUCACAGUCAACUACAUCUAUGGCUUCUUCCUUACAGUCUCCAUGGUGGGAUUGGAUUCACUGUUCAUCUUCCUCUCAUAUGUGAUGAUCCUCAAAACAGUGCUGAAAGUCACAUCCCAUGGAGAAUGCCUUAGGGCCCUGAACACAUGUGUCUCCCACCUCUGUGCUGUCCUGCUCUUCUACACACCAGAGAUUGGCUUGGCUGUGAUACACAGAUUUGGGACAGGCUCUCCUCCAUUGCUCAAGGUUCUCCUCGGCUACAUCUCUCUGUUGGUCCCGCCACUUAUGAACCCAAUUGUGUACAGCGUGAAAAGCAAACACCUUCGUGUGAGGAUAAUCAGGGUGUUCUUCAAGUGA
Molecule: messenger RNA, 1023 nt
Organism: Emys orbicularis (European pond turtle)
Lineage: Eukaryota; Metazoa; Chordata; Testudines; Emydidae
Product: olfactory receptor 51G2-like
Exons: 1
Coding region: 1-1023 (340 amino acids)
Biological process (GO): G protein-coupled receptor signaling pathway
Cellular component (GO): plasma membrane
Molecular function (GO): G protein-coupled receptor activity; olfactory receptor activity
Source: RefSeq, a predicted model, not a curated record